Messenger RNA from Daldinia caldariorum, 2856 nucleotides. RefSeq lists its product as uncharacterized. The transcript has 3 exons. The record is from RefSeq and is a predicted model, not a curated record. Bases 421 to 2364 code for a protein of 647 amino acids. Lineage: Eukaryota; Fungi; Ascomycota; Sordariomycetes; Xylariales; Hypoxylaceae.
CUGAGCCUGGAGGUGGUACCUGAGGUACAAUAAUCCGUAUAUUAUCUACAUCAUUCCCAAGAGGUCCCACCUUUAAUUCAGUAUGCAAAGCAAUUAAAAAGGGCUCCCUUUGAUUCCCCACCCUCUCGCUUUUUAAACUGCUUUUUAAACAAAGCGUCUGUGAGCGUUGAUUAUGUCCUGGAUGUACGUGUUGUAAACCAUUGAUUGAUCUUUUCAUCUCCAUUCCUACAAUCGUCUGUCUGUCUGUCUACAUGCACUCAAAUACCCUUCCUGCAGGAGAAACAUAUGCGGUUCGAGUAUGUGAUACGGACGUACGUAUAUCUGUAUAAAUGUCUUAUUAAUUCAUUAUCCUGACAGGCUCGAGCAGCGUGGCUUUCUCUUGCGAACGUCCAUAUCAUCUAACCCCAGCCUGGCUUCGCCAUGAAGUUCGCCAUGAAGAAGUUCUUCCGCCGUAGCAAGAAAUCGUCGGAACCGCCUCAACCAACUGAUUUCUCAACUUAUGGCGGCUACGGUCGAGAUGAUCAUCACUCGUAUAACUCUCGUCAGAACGGUUACCAAAACGGUUACCAGAACAAUUACCAGAACAACUAUGCCGGUAUAGACGCUGGAAGAGGUCGCGUCUUCGCUCCCUGGCUAGAGCUACCCCCUCCUAUCUUGGAGAGGGUAUUCUCCUUCGUCUGCCCACAUUGCUGCGACGAGUCGUACGAGACAUGUGAACAAAGCGCCUUGGAGGAUGCCUGUAUGCUCUGCGACCUGCGCGACCUCUCCCACGCUGGCCAAGUCUGUAAGCGCUGGAGGGUGGCGGCCGUCAAGUUGAUGUACCAUAGUAUCCGUAUCGAUUCCGUACACUAUUGCGAAUUGGAGAUCGACCUAUCCGAGAAACGAAAACGCAGGAGUCGCUUUGAUCGCAAUGGGCUCCCCGAAGACACAGCCAACGCUCGGUUACAGCUGCUAUGCCGCUCACUGCGUGAAGACCCAACCCGGCUCGGCAAGCUCGUCCAAUACUUCAAGACACCCUAUAUGCUGAGAGAGUCGAGUAGCUCUACGUUGGCAAGGACCAUUGCAGUCUUGCCAAACCUCCGCUACGUCGACUUACCCGAGGGAUUGUACUGCGAUGAUCCUGCUUAUCAUACUCUGAAGCUCGAGGUACAGGCCCGUUGUCCUGACCUCAGGAAGAUGGCCUAUACAGGUGGCAGCGAGCGGAGCUUGGAGGCGUUGAGCACGGGCAGCUUUUGGCAGAACCUCGAAGUAGUGGAGUUGACUAGGAUCAGCAUGGAUCCUGCAGCGUUACGCCAUGUCCUGGCGGUACUUCAGCGCCUGCGCGCUCUGAAGGUGACUGACUGUAGGAUCAUAGAUGACGACAUAUUUAGGUACAACGACGUGCUACCUGCCUUUCCGGCUUUGGAAGAAAUUAUAUUGAUAGAUACGCCAAGAGUUACUGCCGACGGCCUUGUGGCGUAUUUGUCUAGAGACGACACACAGAGGCAACUGAAGGUAUUGUCUCUUUCCAACACCGGUGUUCAGGCUCCCAACCUAUACACCGUGUUGGCGCAAGCCCCGAACCUUACAGCACUCUCUGUUAUUGAUCAGGUAGACUCGGUAUUUCCUUCUCACUCCAUUCCUCCCUUGGUCAACUGGUCCCUACAAACGCUGCGCUACGAAAUCACGGCGUCGUCAGCUACCCCUGCCUACGUGGGUCUCACGGCCGGUUAUUAUAACUACCUAGCUUCCUCCCUUUUUGCCGGAGGUUUACCGCGUCUCUCGGCCGUGUACGUUCGCGAUCAAAACUUCCCAGACCUUCUCCUUGGUCUUCCACCGCCUAUGCCCAGCUUUGCAGGAGGACAGCAACGUCCCAGCAGCUCAAGUAGCGCCGCCAUGUUCAACGUGGGCAACGGGCUCCCCUCGCCGGGCCUUACGGGAAGCUUUAGCAAUGCCUCUCCACGCUUUAGCUCCAAUAACCCGUUCGCGGCAGCACUUGGACCAUCGAAAACAGGCACGCGGCUACUCAGCCAGUCAUUGGAGGUUUUUACGAAAGGAGAAGACGACCUUGAUUGGGGAAGCAUUAGAAUGGACCCCUUCGAUGCCUACAAUGGUAUGAGUAACGGGCGUAAAGGCCAUCGAAGCAACGGCUCGCUCAGUGGCCGGCCCCUGAGUAGCUACGGCCUUGCGGAUGUAGGUUCUGGAUGGCAAUCUGGAGGAUCUCGAAAAGGCUCGCUUUCUCAGGCAAUGGGUCAUCUCUCUGUGCCAGCUGGGCAUGCUCGUAAUGGAAGCACUGCGAGCUCGAGCAGCCUUAGAGAUGACGCAUGGCCUCGUCCCGGCAGUAGUCAUGGAAAGAAGAAGGGCGAUCGAGACCUGUGGCGCUGAACGAGAAGAAGCCACUCGGUUCCUACAGUAACAAGAAGAAAACAGAACAAAACAAAACAAUACCCAGGUCAUAUAGAUGACCAUAAAUGUCCAUCUCAAGGCGAAAAAGCGCGUACUUGGGUACCCAAUCGGCUUUUAAAUGGCACAUGUCGACGUUCCAGGGCUAUUAAUCAGAGCUCUACUAGCGAACACUACGGGGAAGUAGCAAGUGAGGCGUAAUGAUAUUCACGUAAUAAAUCAUGAAAUAGGGAAAUAGGAGAUGGUAGGAUUUGUAAUGAUCCGCGAGCAUUGUUAGCUACCUACAUAGUACUAAUUUCUUUACGGGAGAUUAGCUAUGGCUGUGGAAGUGAAAGACAAAAAGCACAUUCCUAUGUUGUAGUAUAUAUAAUCUAGUCUGCUUCUUCUAGUUCUAGUUUAACUAUACGGUUUUUUUUUAAAAAAAAACAAAAAUAACAAUAACAAUAAUAAUAAUAAUAAUAAUAAUAAUAAUAA